Messenger RNA from Microplitis mediator, 3402 nucleotides. Its product is annotated as mitoferrin-1. Gene Ontology annotation, cellular component: mitochondrial membrane. The transcript has 6 exons. The coding region runs from base 378 to 1409 and encodes 343 amino acids. Gene Ontology annotation, molecular function: ferrous iron transmembrane transporter activity. The record is from RefSeq and is a predicted model, not a curated record. NCBI's taxonomy places the organism in Eukaryota, Metazoa, Arthropoda, Insecta, Hymenoptera, Braconidae. Gene Ontology annotation, biological process: iron import into the mitochondrion.
AAUAUACCACGUGGUUUUUACAAAAGCGCACGCGUGACAUGUAUUUGUUGUCAUAACCUUAAAAAAACAUUAAAGUAAAAUGAAAAAAAAAAUGGUUAUGACAAUUCGUCAGAAGUAAUAAAAAAAAAUAAUUAGUUUUUUUCUUAGUGGCAAACCAAAUUUUCCAACUAAAAUAUUUUAUCCUAGUAAAUUACGUUAUAAAUAAAUGAGUUACUAAACCAUUAUUGAUCGAAGAAAUUUUUAUUUGAAAAGAAAAAUAUACUUGUGCCACUCCAAAUAUAUGCUAAUGUUAAUGAUAAAAGUCUGCCUUAAGAAACGAAAAAUCGAAAAAGUAAGUUAAUUUUAAAAAAAGCUGCCUGGUUGCUGUUAAAGACAAUAUGGAUAUUGAUGAAUACGAAUCAUUACCGACAACAUCAGUUGGCGUAAACAUGACUGCCGGUGCUUCUGCUGGAAUCAUGGAACAUUGUAUUAUGUAUCCAGUUGAUAGUGUUAAGACAAGGAUGCAACAGUUGACACCAGAACCAGGGGGAGGCGCCAAUGCACGUACGGUCUUAUUUAAAAUGAUACGUCAGGAAGGAUUACGUAGAUCAUUUCGAGGAGUUAGUGUAAUGGUAGCGGGAGCUGGACCUGCUCACGCCUUGUAUUUUUCAUGCUAUGAAUUAAUUAAAAACCAUAUGGUUAUAAAAACAAAUUCACAAGUAAACUAUCUAGUCUACGGAGCUGCUGGUGCUGUUUCGACUUUACUUCAUGAUGGUAUUAUGAAUCCGGCCGAAGUUGUAAAACAACGAUUACAAAUGUAUAAUUCACCAUAUAGAGAUGUAUUAUCUUGCAUACGCCAUAUAUAUAAAACCGAAGGAAUAUUUGCAUUUUAUCGUAGCUAUACUACACAAUUAGCUAUGAAUGUACCUUUUCAAGGUUUACAUUUUAUAGCUUAUGAAUUCGGACAGUCUAUUAUGAACCCAGAACAUACUUAUAAUCCAAUAGCACACGUUGUUUCUGGUGCCAUGGCUGGAGCUUCUGCUGCAGCAGCAACAACGCCCUUAGACGUUUGUAAAACAGUUCUCAAUACCCAACAAAGUGGAGUUAAAGCGCAAGGAAUGGUUCAUGCUAUUAAAAUAGUAUACAAUUAUGCUGGUAUACCAGGGUUUUUCCGUGGUCUUAGUGCACGGAUAUUUUACCAAAUACCAGCUACGGCAAUUUGUUGGUCAACGUACGAAUUUUUUAAAUACAUCUUAGCACGUAAGCAUGACGAUAUCUGUUUCAAUACAGAAUCAGAUAAAUCAAUAAAUACUUCAAUGCAGCAUCAAUUACCAAUAUCAAGGACUAAUAACCCCACCAGUUUUCCUGGAACAGGUUUAUUUAAUAGUAAAUCAUCAGGACCUGUGUUACUCGAUGUGACACGAAGCUAGAUAGUUAUUAUAUAUCUUAAUAUUGAUUCCCUGUUUUUGUGAAGAAAAAAAGAAUGAAAGAAAUUAACAGCUUACGAUCGUUAAAUUUUAUAUAUCAAGAGAGUUUAUUGAUCAAUAUUUUGUUGAAAAAAAAAUUUAAGUAAAAUCAAAGUGGAUAUACAUCACGCUAAUAAUAACAAUAAUAAUUUGUUACUAAAAAUUAAAAAAAAAAAAAGAAAAAAAAUUAAUGUUAACUAUCAAUUGGUAAUUAAGAAAACGACUGAUGAGCAUGUGCAGGUCACUAUCUCAAAAAAUUAUUAUUAUUAGUGUUUUUUUAAUUACAAAUAUAUGAUGCGUUUUCAAACGAGCAAGUAUUUCGUGAAAAAAAUAUGUGAUUUGCUAUUAAAAACAUUAAAUUAAACAAAAAGUUUUUGUUUUUAUCUACCUAGGAAAAAAAUAAGUUGGAUAAAUAAUUACAAAGUACUGCGUGCUAUUUGUUAAAAAUCAACAAUAAGGUAACAUGCUACGGUCAUUUAUUACAAUUGCUUUGAAUUAAUAAUAAUGUCAAUAACGAUGCUAAAUUGAUAGAAAUACAUGGAUUUAGUCCUUAGGCCACACAUAAAGUUCCUGUAUAUCAUUUAAGGUCGAUUGAAUAUUGUUAAUGUUUUUUUUAUAUAUUUCGGUAUGAGGAAAAUGUAAUCCAUUUUAGCUUUCAAUUCAAAUAUCUUAAUGAUUAUUGAAAAGUUAUGGAUACAUGCAGUAAGAAAGUUUUAGAGAAUAAAAUAAUAAACAGAAAACGGUUUAUUCAAAAGUCUCAAGGACCAAUAGUUAUUGACAAACUCGUUACUUAAAAAAAUAAUAUUAUACAUGUUUGGGCUUUAUUAAAAUGAAAUCAAGUACUUUUUUGUUUUUUAAUAUUUUACGAUUUAGCAAAAAACGAAUCGAAACAAUAUUUGGUUCAAGAGACUUUAAAUAAACUGUAUUCUAGUUAUUAUUGUAUUUUAUUGAUUUUAUUGAGAGUGUAAAAGACAGACAGUGGAGGUAAGUAAGUGCGAGAAGAAAGUUACGCGAGUUGCGUCAUUUUGAACUUGCUCGUUUAAAUAACUCAGUAAAUAAACAAAAUGUGAAAAAAAUUGUAGAGACGUUUAUUCCAUGUGAAUCUCAGAAUAUUCAAACGACCUAAAAAGUCAUACAGAGCCCCUAUGUGUGGCCCAAGGAUUAAUUAACAUAUGUACAUUUAAAAAAUGAUUAUUGCUACUUUACAAUAUUAUUAAUUUUCAUUUUAUUGUACGUAAUAAUUUUGUAAAUAUCUAUUAGUUGUUAGCUUAAUUAAUGAGACCUCAAUGCUAAAAUUUCAUUUAAAUUGCAUUUUUUUUCUUAUUAUUAAUUAUGAUUGGAAAGUUCACAAAAAGAAAAACUAUAACGUCGAUUUUAAACCGCACAAACUGAAGUCAUAUGUGGAUUUCACAGAGUUACACUGGUGGGUAAAAUUUGAUAUUAGUGUUAUUAACUUAUUAUUUAUAAAAAGUAAAACAAUAUUACCUAAUUAUAACAAGAUUCUCCAAAAUAUUUAUAUUAAUUUUAAAUUAAUAAAAGCUAUGAAUGCUAUUUGAAAAAAUGCAAUUGCUGCUUUUACACGAUAGAGGUGAAUUUUAUUCAACUAAUAGAAAUUGUGCCAGGUAUCACUUUUUAUCAAUAUUAGAAGAAACUUUAAAUUGGAGUUUUUUUUCUCAUUUAAUUUUAAAAGUAAAAAUUGAUUUUUAUUUUUUAAUAUUAAAACAAAAAACAUGGAUCAUAUUUUUGUUAUCAAUAUUGCUUCUUUAAGGCUGUGAUAACUGUCAUUUUGAUGGAUGAUAUUGACUUAGAGAGAAAGUAAUAUCAUAAAAAAAUAAAAGAUCAGAUUAAUGUAUACUAUUAAAUACUAUUUUGAUCAAAGAAAGUUUUAAUACAAAAAUGUUGAAAUUUCUACUUUUUUUUUUUUUUUUUAUUAUAGUAUUCCUCCAGUAUUAAUCUG